Scatophagus argus is the source of this 4902-nucleotide messenger RNA. RefSeq names its product helicase for meiosis 1 (gene hfm1). The transcript is spliced from 39 exons. The record is from RefSeq and is a predicted model, not a curated record. NCBI's taxonomy places the organism in Eukaryota, Metazoa, Chordata, Actinopteri, Scatophagidae. Gene Ontology annotation, molecular function: ATP binding; nucleic acid binding. Bases 31 to 4686 code for a protein of 1551 amino acids.
AAUGUGUGAGUGCCUACGUGAUGUGAUGAGAUGUUGAACUCUGAUGACUGCACCCUAUCCUUGGACAAUCUGUUUUUUGAGAAACCAAUUGUCCACAAAGUGAAGCCCUUGCACCAGGAGGCCAGUCCAUGGCAGCUGGAAGUGCCUCCUCGUCUUUCUGAGAUUCCAGCCACUCAGGAUAUGCAGGAGCAGGCACAGUCUCUCUCCUCUCUAUACACUUUCUCACAGAAACCCAAGACGUUCCUGCCUCCUUACAAAGGAUCAACUGGCUUUAAAGUCUUUCCAUCAAAAAUCAACAGUCUUUGCAGUUACAACAACAAUGAGACUGAAAUGAAAGAGGCUGAAACUCAGGAUGUCAGCAACAGCACCAGCAGAUGUGAUGGCCUUUGGGGAGGUGAAUGGUUCAGGGAUUACUCUCAGGGUGCCUGUCAGAGUGGCAGACGUGGAGAUGAAACCCCGCAGGACCCUGGUCAUGCAGCCAUCGGCCAGGGGUGGUUGUCUCUCGACUGCAGCAAAAGCCAACCUCUUAGGAGAAGCUUGUUCAAGGUUCAGGUGUUCAACAAUGGAGGUGACUCGUCAAACACAGAUGACCUCAGUAGCAGCGGCAGCCAGACGGCAUCCAGGCCUGAAACUUUUCUCACUCGGGUUACCAUGGCGACAGUGCCUCCUCCUCUUCAGCCGCCACGGGUGACAGUUAGCCAGGCAGCUCCUCCUUUCUCCCCCCAGUCCCACUUCCCAUUGCCCCCUCCUCUUGGCUCAUCUGCAGCGAGUGCCCGACCCCUGCAGCAGGCGGCACAUGCAGAGAUGCAGGACAAGGGCACAAAGAGAGUCUUCGUUCCGCCCAUGUCGCCUCAGCCCCUCCACAUACAAGGGUCUUCUGGUGCUGGAAUUUUGCGACCAGUUUCUGAAAUCCCAGCUAAGUUCAGAUCCGUCUUCAACGAGUUCCCCUUUUUCAACUAUGUUCAGUCCAAAGCACUGGAUGAUGUUCUUUACAUGGGUAAGAACUUUGUGGCUUGUGCUCCUACUGGAUCUGGUAAAACAGUGCUGUUUGAGUUGGCCAUCAUUCGUCUGCUAAUGGAGACCUCAGAGCCCUGGAGAGAUGUCAAAGUUGUCUAUAUGGCCCCUAUCAAAGCUCUCUGCAGUCAGUGCUUUGAGAGCUGGAACAAAAAGUUUGGUCCUCUGGGGCUGAGCUGUAAGGAGCUGACAGGUGACACAGAGGUCGAUGACUUCUUUGAAAUUCAGGACUCCCACAUCAUCCUGACCACACCUGAAAAGUGGGACAGCAUGACAAGAAAAUGGAAAGACAACUGUUUGUUGCAGCUUGUCAGGCUCUUCCUUAUUGAUGAGGUGCAUGUGGUGAAUGAUGCGACCCGUGGUGCCACUCUGGAAGUGGUGGUGAGCAGGAUGAAGGCCGUACAAGCCUACAGGAGAACACAGAAUCCAGAGACAGGCCUUUCUAUGAGGUUUGUGGCUGUAUCGGCCACCGUACCCAACAUCUCAGAUAUAGCAAACUGGCUGUCAAAUGAAAGUGGUCCAGCCACAUAUCUGGAGAUGGGUGAGAGCCACCGUCCAGUGAAGCUGCGGAAGGUGGUGCUGGGAUUCCCUUGCAGCUCAAACCAAACAGAAUUCAAGUUUGACCUGUCACUCAACUACAAGAUGGCCAACAUCAUUCAAACAUACUCUGACCAGAAGCCUGCACUGGUGUUUUGCUCUACAAGGAAAGGUGCCCAGCAGUCAGCUACAGUAUUGGCCAAGGAUGCUCGGUUCAUCAUGAGCAUUGAGCACAAGCAAAGGUUGAUGAAAUAUGCAAACUCUAUUCUGGAUUCAAAACUGAGAGAUCUGGUGAUGUUAGGAGUUGGUUACCACCAUGCAGGAGUUGACUUGUCUGAUAGGAAGGUGAUAGAAAAGGCCUUCACUCUGGGAGACCUGCCUGUACUCUUUACAACCAGGACUCUGGCCAUGGGGGUGAAUCUGCCAGCUCAUCUGGUGGUAAUCAAGUCCACCAUGCAGUAUGUGGCAGGCUCCUGUGAGGAGUACAGCGAGGCCGACUUGCUGCAGAUGAUAGGCCGAGCUGGAAGACCACAAUUUGACACAUCAGCAACUGCAGUCAUCAUGACCAAGAUCCAAACCAAAGACAAGUACAUGAAACUAAUGAAUGGGAUGGAAAUUAUUGAGAGCAGCUUACACAGUCAUCUGGUGGAGCAUCUGAAUGCUGAGAUCGUUCUCCAAACCAUCAGUGAUGUCAACAUGGCUCUGGACUGGAUACGCUCUACCUUCCUCUACAUCAGAGCUCUGAAGAACCCUACACACUAUGGCUUCUCCGCUGACUUGGACAGACAUGGAAUUGAAGGAAAAUUGCAAGAACUGUGUCUGAGGAACCUCAAUGCUCUCUCUUCCAUUGGUCUGAUCGAAAUGGAUGAGGAUAUCAACAUCAAACCAACAGAGAUCGGAAGGUUGAUGGCAAGGUACUGCGUUGCCUUCGACACCAUGAAGCAGUUUAGCAAUGUGGCUGGCACUGAAAACCUGCCUGACCUGAUUGUGUUGGUGUCGAAGAGCAGAGAGUUUAGCGACAUUCAGUUGAGAAUGAAUGAGAAGAGGCCUUUGAACACAUUGAACCGGGACAAGAACAGGAUCACCAUCCGGUUUCCCAUUGAGGGAAAGAUCAAAACCAGUGAGAUGAAAGUGAACUGCUUGAUUCAGGCUCAGUUGGGUUCCAUCUCAAUUCAAGAGUUUGGACUAAGCCAAGACACAGCAAGGAUCUUCAGGAAUGGGAUGCGCAUCAGCAAAUGCCUGUCAGAGUAUCUGAGUCAGCCAUCCAAGACUGGUUUUUCUGCUCUGCUAAACUCCCUGAUCCUGGCUAAGUGCUUCAGAGCCAAGCUUUGGGAAAACUCGCCCUAUGUUUCUAAACAGCUGGAGAAGAUAGGGCAGACAUUAUCAACUGCUAUGGUGAACGCUGGACUCACUACUUUCAGCAAAAUAGAGCAAGCUAACGCCAGAGAGCUUGAGCUGAUUCUCAACAGACAUCCACCAUUUGGCAACCAAAUCAGAGAAUCUGUCAUACACCUCCCCAAGUAUGAAGUUACUUUGGAGCAGCUUCCAAGGUAUAGCUGUGUUUCAGCUGAGAUUGUGGUGAAGGUGACCCUAAAAAACCAAGAACAGCUGCUGUGCAGAAGAACAGCUCCCCACCACCACUAUGUCUCUUUGGUCAUCGGAAAUUCAGACAAUAAUGUGAUCUUCCUACAGAAACUCACGGACUUGGUGCUGUUGAAGUGUGGUACCUGGGCGAAGAAGAUUGAGGUGCCAAAGGCUUCAAAAGGAGAGGAAAUCAGUGUUAAUCUCAUCAGCUCAGAAUAUGUGGGCCUGGACAUCCAGCAGAAGUUCAACAUGUACUACUCUGGAGCCAGGAGGUUUGGAAAUGAUAACCCACACUACAUAUCAUAUGAUCGUUCUGGACAGAGACCACAGCAGUGUACAGAUCAGACUGCAGCUCAGAGGGAAAAUGCCACAUCUGCCACAGACCAAGAUUUAGGCAAUAAAAGACAGUGCAACCACUUCUGCAAGAAUAAGGAUCUCUGUGGCCAUGACUGUUGCAAAGUAGGUGUAACUCUGACACGAAAGAGGACAGCAAAUCAAGAAUCCAGUUUUUCAACCUAUUUAAAAGACCUGAGGAGCAGGUGUGACACACUUGUUCAGACUCCUGCCAAACGACUCAAGAUGAAAAUGAGCGAGGAGUCUGUGUCUGUCAACAAACAGGAGUUUGCUUUCAAACACAAAGAGAGGUUGCCUACAGGUUCCAGUUAUCAGAGUCACUAUGAAGCUUCAGUGAGACCUCACAGUGAGACUGUGGAUCUGACAGGAGAAGAAAGGGCUCACCUGUCAGACAUUGUCCAUCUGGAUGAUACUGACAAUGAUUAUGGUAACAAUGUGGAGGAAAUGCACAGGAUGACGGAGCAGCCUGUCCAAACACCUGCUGCAUCUCAUGCUCACCAUCAAAUUUCCCCAGUGUGGAUGAACCCAGGAAUGAAUGUUGGUGAGAGCCAGAACCAUACACCGCAUCAAAACCUGAUCAAUACAACCAAUUCAUCUUACUCAAAGAGGUCCACUGCUGUCUCAGACCAGAGCGCUCAAUGCGAGAAUUCAUUAUCCUCACAAAUACCAACUGUCAGCUUUGACCUUGGACAUGAAUGGGAUGACUGGGGCGACUUUGACGACGACAACUUGGUGCAUGCCAGUGAGACUCCAUUGGCUUUGUGUACAACCAGUUCUAAACCUCAAGUCCAUCAAUCUGUAGACUAUAACAUGCCAGGCUUUUCCACCACAGCAGCACCAGUAUUUCUGAGUCACUCACAAGUCAAACCUUGUGUAACCACUGCUAGUACACCACUGAGGUUGAUUUCUCCAACUUUAAGUCCUGAAAUCAGAAAACCAGGACCUUCACUGGGCGCAGUGAGACCACAGAACAGAGUCACACUGGACUGGAUGAAAAAGAGACCAAGUAUCUUCAGCAAAGCGAUGACAGUAAACGCAACAGAAAAUCUCCCAAAACAAACUGAGACCUGCACAGCCCCGCCUACCCCAAGGUUUGAUUUCUUCUCGACCAUGAGCGACCCAGCCAGAACCAGUUCAUCUAUCAGCAAACGCGAAGAAGCAGAGGCCUUCCUUGGGAUAUUUGAUGGUAUAUUUUAGAAGCACUGCUCCUACUGUCAUUGACAUGAAGUGUUUUCUUUCUGUUUGUGUUCACAUUUGGUUAACAAUCAAAAGUUGUUAUUAUUCAUAUUGUAAAUGACACUAUGAUAAUUGUUUCUAAUGUUAGUUCUAAUUGUUUCUAAUGUUAUACAUUAAUUUAUGUAUUUAUUUAUUUAAUAAAGUUGAUGUUUAACAGUUGAUUCUGUGUAGUCUUGG